This is a messenger RNA of Monosiga brevicollis MX1, 2961 nucleotides long. RefSeq lists its product as uncharacterized. NCBI's taxonomy places the organism in Eukaryota, Choanoflagellata, Craspedida, Salpingoecidae. The coding region runs from base 173 to 2371 and encodes 732 amino acids. Gene Ontology annotation, molecular function: protein serine/threonine kinase activity; ATP binding. Gene Ontology annotation, biological process: protein phosphorylation. The record is from RefSeq and is a predicted model, not a curated record. The transcript is spliced from 6 exons.
AGAUCAUAAACGCAGGCCCGGCCCCGAAGCAACGGAACGUGUCCAAAACGGUCACAGAAAGCUGCGGGGGAGUGUCAUCAGCCCAAUCCGAGUGCCUGGCUUGCUGGGCUUGUUUUGACGGCUCUUCUCUGCUCCGAGUGCCUCCCACUCUAUCCGACCCCACACCGGCGCCAUGGCCCACAAAACACAAACGCUCAAUACGACAGAUCUCAGUCGGUUGAGCGAAGAUGAUCGCAUCGCCGUGAUGCAGAUGGUCAAGGAGAACGAGCUCUCCGUAGAGGAAGCCAUUGCCAAGGUCAAGGGCCAAACCGGCACUGACCGCACCAUGACCCUCAGCAAGAUUGUGGGUGGCAAAUUCGAUCGUCGUAAGCGCAUGGCCUUUCGUAAGGAUCGUGGACGCCUCUACCUCGAGCUGCAGGCCGUCAAGGCCUCGGCGUUCUACGUCCUCGCCUGCACUGUCAAGCAAGGUCGUGACCUCUUGGCCAUGAACAAGAACAACACCGCCACACCCUUUGUCAAGGCUUACAUCACUCCGGAACUCAAGGACAAGUCGAGCAAGCGCAAAACCCAGCCUCGCAAGAAUACGGUCAACCCCAUGUACAACGAGCAGUUUAGCUGGGAAAUUCGCGCCAACACUGAUCUGGAUGCCAUGAAACUUCACAUCGAGGUGUACGAGCAUGCCGUGCUCCGGCGUUCGCAGUUCAUGGGCUCCAUGGCCUUCCCCUUGGCCGAAAUCUUUGAGGGCGGCUCUCUCCAGGGUUGGUUCCGCCUGCUCGAUCAAACCAAGGGCGACUUUCAGUUUAUCCCCUUCAAGCCCAAAGUCAAGAAUGAGGCCGCCAUGUCUACUCGUCCAAAGUCCAAGGACGUUGUCAAAUCCCAACCCGCCAAUGCCGAGCCCGACAAACCCCUUGCGCGCCAUGCCCCGGCUGCCAGCAAGCCCGUGCCGCCCAGUCCCGCUGCUCCCGCAUCACCGGCACCCCCCGUCGAUACCCUGGCAGGCAAGCAGAAGGUUCUUAGCAACGUCUCUGCAGGUAGCUUCAAGUUUUUGAAGGUCCUGGGUCAGGGUUCCUUCGGCAAGGUCCUUUUGGCCGAAGAGAAAGCCACCAAGGAGGUUUUUGCUGUCAAGAUUUUGAAAAAGACCGUCGUGGUUGAAGACGAUGACGUGGAAUGUACCAUGAUUGAGCGUCGCGUGCUCGAGCUGGCCGGCGGUAGCCCCUUCCUGACCAACCUGGUCGCCACCUUCCAGACCCCCGAGCACCUGUACUUCGUCAUGGAGAUGGUGACGGGUGGUGAUCUCAUGUUCCACAUUCAGAAGAAGCGCCGCUUUCCCACUGAACUGACCCGCUUCUACACGGGUGAAAUCUGCUUGGGCUUGUGGUUCUUGCACAAGAGCGGUGUCUUGUACCGUGAUCUCAAGCUCGACAACGUCAUGCUGGCUGGCGACGGACACAUCAAGAUUGCCGAUUUUGGCAUGUGCAAGGAAAAUAUGUGGGGUGCAGCCACCACCACCACCUUUUGCGGCACGCCCGGUUAUUUGGCUCCUGAAAUUAUCAAGGAGCUUCCCUACGGUGCUUCCGUGGAUUGGUGGUCUUUGGGUGUCCUGAUCUUUGAAAUGCUCCUGGGCGAUUCACCUUUUGAGGGCGAGGAUGAGGAUGAGCUGUUCAACGAGAUUCUCACCAAGAAGCUGUCCUAUCCCCCUCGCCUCGCACCCGAGGCCAAGGCCCUGUUGGACGGUUUUCUGCAGCGCGACCCCUCCAAGCGCCUUGGCUGCGGUCGCGAUGGCAAGAAGGAUAUCAUGGAACACCCCUUCUUCUCAAGCAUUGACUGGGCCAAGCUUGAGCGUCGUGAGAUCAAGCCGCCAUAUGUGCCCGAGACGCGUGAUCCUCGCGAGGCUGCCAACUUCGACCCCGAGUUCACCGAGGCCGACACAAGCCUGACUCCCUCCGAUCCCUAUGACAUUGCCAACAUUGACCAGGGCGUCUUCUCCAAGUUUUCCUACGUCAACGAGGGCUUUUUCACGGGCCAAAAACCCAGCACCCAGCCUCAGCGCCCAGCUCUUUUCGACUACGCCUGGUAUCGCCCAGACCUGCCUCGCGACGAGGCAGCCCGCCAGCUCAAGGGCCAAGAAGUGGGCACCUUUUUUGUUCGCGAAUCCUCAACGCAACCUGGCUGCUAUGCCAUUGCCAUGGUGUCCGAGAACAACAAGAUUUGGAACGGUCUGGUCACUCCCAGCGUGACUGGCGAUGGACGCGUUCUGUAUAAGCUUUUUGUCAAGCAAAAGUUUGAAAGUCUGCCUGAGCUUGUGACAUACUACACCCAACAUCCUGUCACGACGGGUCCUUCAGGCAAUCGCCUCUGCCUCCGUGCUUAACUGCAGACUUUUGAGCUCAGCCAGAUGACCUCCUCGACCAGCCCCUUCUCAACUCUCGGCUUUGUCACUAUUUUUUUUUGUGUGAUGUUCUCGUUCUUGUUGCUUUAUGUCACUGCACUUUGUCUAGUACUUUUUGCCAGUGUAUCGAAUGGCCUGCGCCUCGAUGGCGCAUCUGUUCUGGCAGCUUGAAGCUGCGAUUGCCUUGGUCAUUUGUGUAACGUGAUACGCCCUUGUGGCCUUUUCAUGUUCAUUCCUUCGUCAUGCCGUUGCCUGACACAUCCACUGUCACCCCUGCUUGUUGCGUGCCGUGCAUCGACUGCCGUGAUGCCUCGUGAGUGGUGUUGUUUACACGUUGAAUGUUUUCAUGUUGUGUUUCACCUGGUUUGUCAAGAUGCGUGCCAAUCACCUUGGCUUGGCUCGUCCAUGUCGUUUGUGCUUCGUUUCACUGACUCGUCUUCUUGCCAUUGCCUGCGGGUCCCCGUUCUUUUGGAGGUUGUCUUGCGCCAUAUCUUUGUCUGCAAGCCCACCAGCUCGGGUGCGAUUGUGCACUUUUUCCGUACGCAUGCGCACGAAUUCAACAUUUCUAUCUC